UCCAGUUUGUGGAUUUAACAACCGCGAGACCGUCGCGAUAAAGAAGAAGUAAUCGUCAUCAUCGCGCGCAUCUUCCCGGCUGUAUCCGACCUGAUCGUGGUCCUUGUCACUUGGUUCAAAACAUCCGCGCUCGCCAUAGAAGUGCGGAAGUUACGGAUAAAAGGAUCGAUCGCGACAUUGUUGAUGAGAGAUGGCACGCUCUACUUCAUGGCCCUUCUGCUUCUCAACAUCCUUGAGAUCGUGAUCAACAUCCGCUAUGAGGAUCCGCAGAAUCCCGCAACCUACAUCACAAAUUUCUUGCCACCAAUCUCAUCAAUCCUGGUGUCGCGCUUCAUCCUCAACCUACGCCAGGCGUCCCUCGGCAGCAUGGGGCUGAAUACGACUUCUCACAGCACCCUGAACAAGCUGAACUUUACACCUCGCCUGGUCGGCAACAUUGGCGCCGAGGUCCAGCACACGUCUCUUGUUUUUGAGAAUGUCGCUGAGGAUAGCAUGGAGGACGAGCAGGAUAUCAGUGUGGACUUGCCGACUCUGACUGUAGCCCGCAUUUCAAACACCUCGACAUGAUAAUCUGAUCGUGAUUUCUGAGCAAAAUGUUACGCAAGGGGGAGAUUCGCCAGGCCAAAAGCUGCAUCCUGCUGCCAAGA
Messenger RNA from Laetiporus sulphureus 93-53, 647 nucleotides. RefSeq lists its product as uncharacterized. The record is from RefSeq and is a predicted model, not a curated record. The transcript has 7 exons. The coding region runs from base 184 to 567 and encodes 127 amino acids. Lineage: Eukaryota; Fungi; Basidiomycota; Agaricomycetes; Polyporales; Laetiporaceae.